Messenger RNA from Amborella trichopoda, 2600 nucleotides. Its product is annotated as eukaryotic translation initiation factor 3 subunit B. Gene Ontology annotation, biological process: translational initiation. Gene Ontology annotation, molecular function: RNA binding; translation initiation factor binding; translation initiation factor activity. The record is from RefSeq and is a predicted model, not a curated record. Gene Ontology annotation, cellular component: eukaryotic translation initiation factor 3 complex. NCBI's taxonomy places the organism in Eukaryota, Viridiplantae, Streptophyta, Magnoliopsida, Amborellales, Amborellaceae.
UGAAACAAUUGUUCUUAAAAGAAACUUGCAGCCGAUGCCCCUGGGCCGCAACUUUCUGCGAUGAGUAGGCGCUGCACAACUCUCCCGCCCAUCCUUCCACAGCAGCUCCUCCUCCUCGCCCCAGACCUUGGUCUAUUGCCCUAAUUUUUCCAUUGCUGCGCUGAAGAGUGCUCAGAGAGAUACAGUGAAAAUACCAGCACCACAGUUUAUCAAACAAAGUUCCCAGAGAGAGUCCUAAUAUAUUCUAUUCUUCAAUGGCGGAAGCGAUGGAAUUGCCAUUACCAGCACACCACCUGGGCUCUUCUUCACUCAUCGACGUCUCAAAGAUCGACAUCUCCAACAUUGAUCUCGAGUCUAUCCAGCUCCCACCUGGUGAUGACUAUGGCAUACCAAGUGAUGAUGAUGUGGUUGAGGAAGAAGCGUUGGAAUUCGACUCUGGUUUUGAGAAUAUAAUCAUUGUUUAUAAUCUACCAGUUGUUGCUCCUGAGAAGUUUGAGAAGCUAGAAAUUGUAAUAAGAAAGAUAUUUGGGCAGAUUGGUGUGAUUAGAGAGGGAGGGCUUAGGAUGCCUAUUGAUCAGGAGACGAAGAAGACCCAAGGAUAUUGCUUCAUCGAAUACAGCACUCCACAAGAAGCUCAGACAGCUAAGGACCAGACAAAUGGUUAUAAGUUGGACAAAUCACAUGUAUUUGCUGUGUACUUGUUUGAUGAAUUUGACAAAUAUGUUAAUGUUCCUGAUGAGUGGGUUGCUCCCGAAAUAAAACCUUACACACCCGGGGAAAACCUUCAGCAUUGGCUUACAGAUGAGAAAGCUCGAGAUCAAUUUGUUAUUCGGGCAGGCUCUGACACUGAGGUUCUAUGGAAUGAUCCUAGGCAAUUGAAGCCAGAGUUGGUUUAUCGACGUACUUUUUGGACCGAGAGUUUUGUUCAAUGGUCUCCACUUGGGACAUACUUGGCAACCGUACACAGGCAGGGGGCGGCUGUUUGGGGAGGUGCCACUACAUUUAACCGUUUAAUGCGUUAUGCCCAUCCCCUGGUUAAACUUAUUGAUUUCUCAUCUGGGGAGAAAUAUCUAGUCACGUACAGCAGCCAUGAACCCAGCAAUCCUCGGGAUUCACAGAAAGUUGCACUAGUUAUUUUUGAUGCGAGAACUGGAAAAGUAUUGAGAGAAUUCAAAGGUAGUGCUGAUGAUUUUGCCACUGGUGGAACUGGAGGUGUGUCUGGUGUCUCAUGGCCUGUGUUCAGAUGGAGCGGAGGAAGCGAAGACAAAUACUUUGCUAGAAUUGGUAAAAAUGCAAUCAGUGUCUAUGAAACAGAGACCUUUAGUCUUCUUGAUAAGAAGUCUAUUAAAGUAGAAAAUGUUAUUGACUUCAGUUGGUCUCCAACUGAUCCCAUAUUGGCACUCUUCGUCCCUGAAGGUGGUGGUGGGAAUCAACCAGCAAGAGUUAGUCUCGUUCAAAUUCCUGGACGCGAGGAAUUGAGGCAGAAGAACCUGUUUAGUGUUAGUGACUGUAAGAUAUUCUGGCAAAGCACUGGAGAGUAUCUUGCCGUCAAAGUAGACCGGUACACGAAGACCAAGAAGAGCACGUACACUGGAUUUGAGCUCUUCCGCAUAAAAGAGAGGGACAUUCCAAUUGAGGUUUUGGAGCUUGAAAACAAGAAUGACAAAAUCCUUGCCUUUGCAUGGGAGCCCAAAGGCCACAGGUUUGCAGUGAUUCAUGGAGAUAACCCCAGACCCGAUGUGAGCUUCUACUCUAUGCGAAGUGCACGGGUCUCAAAACUCGCAACAAUAAAAGGCAAGCAAGCAAAUGCCCUGUAUUGGUCACCAGCUGGUCGAUUUAUCAUCCUUGCUGGCUUGAAAGGUCUCAAUGGGCAGCUUGAAUUCUACAACGUUGAUGAGCUUGAGACCAUGGCUGUCGGUGAGCAUUUCAUGGCCACUGAUGUUGAGUGGGAUCCUACUGGAAGAUACGUAGCAACAUCCGUUACUUCUGUGCAUGAGAUGGAAAAUGGAUUCAACAUCUGGUCUUUCCAUGGCAAACUCCUAUACAGGAUCUCAAGAGACCACUUCUAUCAGUUCCUGUGGCGCCCAAGGCCACCUUCAUUCCUGACUCCUGACAAAGAAGAGGAGAUUGCAAAGAACCUCAAGAAGUACAGUAAGAAGUAUGAAGCAGAGGACCAGGAUGUUUCAUUGUUGCUCAGUGAGCAGGAUAGGGAGAAGAGGAGGCAGCUUCAUGAAGAAUGGGACCGGUGGGUUAAGGAGUGGAAGCGGCUCCACGAAGAGGAGAAGGCUUUGAGGCAAGAGUUGAGAGAUGGGGAGCUGAGUGAUGAGGAGGAAGAGUACGAGGCGAAGGAAGUGGAGGUCGAGGAAAUCUUGGAUGUGACAGAAGAGGUCGUCUCUUUUGGCUAUGAGUGAAUCUUUUAAUCAGUUGCGUUUUUGGUUUUUAAUCCAUCUUCUCUUUACAGAGAACUUAAAUUUUGAGUUGUGGAUGAUAAUUUUGUUACGAUCUUUUAUUUUCAUAGACUGGAGGUCAGCAAGAAAGAUAUGUGAUGUACGCUUCCAAGUUUCUAAUUAUUUCACUCAAUCUUGACCUUUUUGCCUUUA